AUGGUUCAAAAGUCGGUUGAACCGGUAACGGAGGAAGAAGAAGAGACGAGCAAUAAUAAAAAUACGGGUAAGAACGCGAAUAGCGACGAAGAAAAAGAAGAAGAGAAGGAGAAUGAAGCCUUGGAAUUUAAGAAGCUGUUGAGUUAUGCAGAUGGAGUAGAUUGGUUACUAAUGGGAUUAGGAACCUUGGGUUCAGUGGUUCACGGGUUGGCUCAACCGGUUGGUUAUCUUUUACUUGGGAAAGCACUUGAUGCUUUUGGAGCUAAUCUUAAUGAUACUCCUGCCAUGGUUAAGGCCCUUGACAAGGUUGUUCCAUUCGUGUGGUACAUGGCUUUUGCUACUUUUCCAGCUGGAAUACUAGAGAUUGGAUGCUGGAUGUAUGCAAGCGAACGGCAAAUGGUCCGAUUAAGAUUAGCAUUUGUGGAAGCAGUAUUGAAUCAGGAGAUCGGAGCUUUUGAUACUGAUUUAACCAAUGGUCAGAUCAUCACCGGAGUUACCAAUCAUAUGAGUGUAAUCCAAGAUGCCAUUGGUGAAAAGUUGGGGCAUUUCAUAUCAUGCUUUGCAGCAUUUUUCUCAGGAAUAUUGAUUGCAGCAAUUUGCUCUUGGCAAGUAUCAAUGCUUACUCUCUUGGUGGUUCCUAUGAUUCUUGUGAUCGGAGCCACUUACACUAAGAAAAUGAACACUAUUUCAGCUGCUAAAAUUGGGUUUCUUUCUGAAGCAACCACCAUGGUUGAACAGACAGUAUCUCAAAUAAAGACGGUAUUUUCAUUUGUUGGGGAGAGCAGAGCAAUGAAGUCAUUUUCAGAGGGCAUGGCAAAGCAGCUUUCUCUCAGCAAAGAGGAGGCGCUGAUAAAGGGGGUUGGAACAGGAAUGUUUCAAACCGUCACGUUCACUUCUUGGGCGCUCAUCAUAUGGAUCGGAGCCAUUGUAGUUACUGCCCACAAGUCUACCGGUGGAGAUGUCAUUGCUGCCGUUAUGAGCAUUCUCUUUGGAGCAAUAUCACUCACUUAUGCAACUCCAGACAUGCAAAUUUUCAACGAGGCAAAAGCUGCAGGAACUGAAGUUUUCAAGGUGAUCAACAGGAAGUCACUCAUAAGCCACAAAUCAAAAGGAAGAACAGUUGCUAAAGUUGAGGGCAACAUUGAAAUAAAAGAUGUACAUUUUGCUUACCCAUCUCGGCAGGAAAAUUUGAUACUUAGAGGCCUAUCAUUGUCCAUUCCUGCCGGUAAGACAGUGGCAUUAGUGGGCAGCAGUGGCUGCGGAAAGAGCACCGUCAUUUCCCUAGUUGCAAGAUUUUACGAUCCGUUGGAAGGGGAUAUUCUUAUCGACAACAACAAUAUCAAGGAUCUUGAUUUGAGAUUUCUUCGAAGGAAUAUUGGAGCAGUUUUCCAGGAACCAUGCCUAUUCGCUGGUACUAUCCAGGAUAACUUGAAAGUUGGAAAUAUGGAUGCCACUGAUAGGCAAAUGCAAGAUGCAGCAACAAUGGCAAAUGCGCACUCCUUUAUUUCACAACUUCCUAAUCAGUAUUUAACUGAGGUAGGAGAAAGGGGAGUCCAAUUAUCAGGAGGACAAAAGCAGAGAAUCGCGAUAGCAAGAGCAAUUCUUAAGAAUCCUCCAAUUCUUUUGCUUGAUGAGGCCACAAGUGCACUUGAUUCAGAAUCAGAGAAAGUGAUUCAGGAUGCCCUAGAGAGGGCUAUGGAAGGGAGGACAGUCAUCUUGAUUGCUCACAGGUUAUCUACUAUUGUAAAUGCAGAUACCAUUGCAAUCGUGGAGGAUGGACAAGUUACAGACACAGGAACACACAACGCCUUGCUUCAAACCAAUAAUUUCUACAACAACUUAUUUAGCUUGCAGAAUAUCAGCACAAUUAGCAAUACAAGGUUCAUUUACAGUUUUACACCUAAUUCCUACAUCCAUUAACCAUAAUAAAAAGCUUAUAACCUAACUAAGUUAUUAAUUGACAGAGAUUCAGCCUCAGAAGAACAUGGAAACAUCACCCAAGAACUUGCAAUAAAAAGAAAUGAGCAUCACGACAUACCUAGUGAUUUCAGUGUGCAUCUGAGCCAGUCUCCAAAGAAAGAGGAGCAUAAAGACACUACGAAAUCAGCAAUAUUCUUUAGAAUCUGGUAUGGCUUGCGAAAGACAGAGCUUCUAAAACUUUCUAUAGGCUCCGUAGCAGCCGCUUUCUCAGGCAUUUCAAAGCCUGUUUUCGGAUUCUUCAUUGUAACAGUUGGAGUAGCAUAUUACGAGAGCGAGGCAAAGAGGAAAGUUGGAUGGUAUUCAAUAGCUUUUGCUCUAAUAGGACUGCUUUCAUUGUUCACUCAUACCUUGCAACACUACUUCUUCGGAGUAGUAGGAGAGAAGGCCAUGACUAACCUCAGACGAGCAUUAUAUUCAGGUAUACUACGCAACGAACUUGCAUGGUUUGAGAAACCAGAGAAUAGUGUUGGUUCACUUACUUCACGGAUCAUUCAUGACACUUCGAUGGUGAAGACGAUAAUUUCUGACCGAAUGUCUGUCAUUGUUCAGUGUGUCUCAUCCAUACUAAUUGCAACUGUUGUUAGCAUGGUUGUUAACUGGAGAAUGGGUCUAGUUGCUUGGGCAGUGAUGCCUUGUCAUUUCAUAGGAGGACUGAUUCAAGCAAAAUCAGCCAGAGGAUUUUCAGGCGACUCUGCAGCUGCCCACUAUGAACUUGUCACACUCGCUUCCGAGUCUGCAGCCAACAUAAGAACAGUUGCAUCUUUUUGUCAUGAAGACCACAUCCUCAAAAAAGCCAAAUCAUGCCUAGAAAAGCUAAAGAAGAAGUGCAGGAAACAGAGUAUUAAGUAUGGCCUGGUUCAAGGUGUUUCCCUUUGUUUAUGGAAUAUUGCACAUGGCGUUGCUCUAUGGUACACUACACGUUUAGUCGAAAGACAUCAAGCAAGCUUCGAAAAUGGCAUAAGAUCAUACCAGAUUUUCUCACUCACAGUACCUUCAAUCACAGAAUUAUGGACAUUAAUCCCCACAGUCAUAUCCGCUAUCAAUCUACUAACUCCGGCAUUCGAAACUCUCGACAGGGAAACCGAAAUCGACCCAGAUACACCCAAAAGCUCAAAUCACAAGAAAAUAACAACAGGAACAGUAGAGUUUCAGAACAUCAAAUUCAGCUACCCAUUAAGACCAGAAGUGACUGUUCUCAACGAUUUCAGUUUGCAAAUCGAAUCCGGAUUAAGAGUUGCCCUAGUCGGUCCAAGCGGAGCUGGAAAAUCUUCAGUUUUAGCCCUAUUGCUAAGAUUCUACGAUCCUGGAGAAGGAAGAGUGCUAAUUGAUGGAAAGAACAUUAAAGAAUACAAUCUGAGAGUAUUGCGGACACAGAUAGGACUAGUUCAACAAGAGCCACUUCUAUUCAGCUGUUCAAUCAGAGACAACAUUACAUACGGCAACAACGAAGCUUCGGAAGCAGAAAUCAUAAAGGUAUCAAUGGAAGCGAACAUUCAUGAGUUUGUAAGUAACUUACCUGACGGAUACAACACAGUUGUCGGAGAGAAAGGCUGUCAACUCUCCGGCGGACAGAAGCAACGGAUCGCCAUUGCUAGAACUCUACUAAAGGGACCAGCAAUUUUGCUCCUGGAUGAAGCAACAAGUGCGCUUGAUGCCGAGUCUGAAAGAUCAGUCGUGAGUGCUCUGGAAUCAAUGAAUCUAAACAGCAGCGAUAGCUCGUUAUACAGAGCCACACAGAUUACAGUAGCGCAUAGGCUGUCGACUGUAAGAAAUUCAGACACAAUAGUUGUUAUGGAAAAAGGAAUGAUUGUGGAGAUAGGUUCUCACUCCACACUCAUAAGGAUGUCUGAGGGAGUAUAUUCUAGGCUGCAUCACUUGCAAAACAUGACAGAAAGCUAAGCUAAAUGUUUUUUCCACUAAAUUUUACAGAUACAUAUAUAUAUAAAAUGAUACGCAUUAGUGCAUUACAAGCCAUAAUUGCUUAGUAGAACGGAAAUUUAUCGAU
Mercurialis annua (annual mercury) is the source of this 3985-nucleotide messenger RNA. RefSeq names its product ABC transporter B family member 19-like. Gene Ontology annotation, molecular function: ATP binding; ABC-type transporter activity; ATP hydrolysis activity. The transcript has 9 exons. The record is from RefSeq and is a predicted model, not a curated record. Lineage: Eukaryota; Viridiplantae; Streptophyta; Magnoliopsida; Malpighiales; Euphorbiaceae. Gene Ontology annotation, biological process: transmembrane transport. Gene Ontology annotation, cellular component: membrane.